Molecule: messenger RNA, 2810 nt
Organism: Misgurnus anguillicaudatus (oriental weatherfish)
Lineage: Eukaryota; Metazoa; Chordata; Actinopteri; Cypriniformes; Cobitidae
Gene: tmem229a
Product: transmembrane protein 229A
Source: RefSeq, a predicted model, not a curated record
UUUCUUUCCUCUUUCUGUCUGCCUCUUGUUUUGAAUAACCGGUGCGUAUAGAGAAUGCGGCUGCUGAGCUCUGCAGCUUGGCGACAGCGCACCUUGUCAACAGUGAGAAGCUGCGUAAAAUGUCCGUCAAACAAAGACGCGUCGCCAUCUGAGUGUCAUUCAGCAGGACUAUCAUGACGAUUAAACGGGCAGAAAGCCCGCAAGCUCGGCAUGGCCCCGUGCGCGCUUUACCGCAGUGGAUGCGGAUGUAUUUCUAUGGAAUGCACGGCAUCACCUUGGACAUUCUGUCGUCGUCUGCGCGCAGGUUUCUGGACGGCAACGACUUCACACUGCUGGGUUUCUCCUCGCCUUAUCUGUGCAUCGUCCACUCAAUUACGCAUCUGCUUUUGGAGAAGAUCUACCUGCAGAAGAGAUGCUUCCGAGGGCGACCCGUCAUCUUCCAUCUCGUCUUUUAUCCAUCCCUGUACAUUUGCUUGCAGAUUUUGAUUGGGAAUGUGGUGACCUGGACGGACAACCUGCGGGUCGUGUCCGUCACCCAGCUCGUUGUGCAUUACGUUCUUGCGUUGUACUUCACAAAUGUCUUUCAUAAAGGCUUCGUGCGACUGCAGUAUCACAAUCGGGCGUCAUUGCGCCCGCGCCCGAAUGGCUUACCUGAUGUCGUGCGCUUUAUGUUUUUUGGCAUGCACGGGUUUCUGGACGAGGUUGUGUUCACCUCCGUGUUUAACCUGUUUGAGAAAGCAGACGGGGCACUCAUGGGACAUACAUCCUUGUGGUCGUUUUUCAUGUAUGGAAGUUGCAGCUUUGUCGUGGAGAAGCUUUACAUGCACCUGCACUUCAGACGGGGUUGGGGAACCUGGCGCCGGCUGCCCAUCUACAUCUGCUUCAUUUACGCGUGGGAGUUCAGUUGGGGCCUCGCGCUCAGACAGUGCGGCGCGUGCUCGUGGGAUUACUCGCACUAUCCUCUUAAUUUCAUGGGGCUGGUGACUUUGCUGUAUCUUCCUGGAUGGGUUUGUUUGAGUUUGUAUCAGGACGUCUUGUCAAACGUUCUGCUGAGGGUUGUGUGUGAUGAUAAGGAUGAGGAGGAGAUGAAGGGCUGUGGUGCCGAUGGGCAGAUGGUGACAAAAUGCAAACCUGAGGCGGACAGAAUGUGUUUAUCAUAAUAUAUUAAUUUAUUGAGCAAAACAAGCACUAUAAUGUUUGGCAUCACUAAAGCAAUUGCAGUCCAAAGAAUUUCAGAAAUGUUUAAAUAACAUCAGGGCUUGUGUUGUCACACGACUGAUAAAUAUCUUGAAAAACAACAUUAAGCAAAGAGGAAACGUUAGACAUUUGAAACAUUUGCAUUUGAACUUUUAUAUGCCCAAUUUUUUCUUGCUUCAUUCAGCAGACAUAUUUUCAGGCUACAUGAUUUUUUAAUUAUAUAUUAACAUUUUAUCAAAUUGGAAGAAAUUGGCAUUUGGUGUGACAUCCAGGGAUACACAAAGACUUUAAACAGUGUCAUGUUACAUACGUUCUCAGAGAAAAACAGAGUUCUCAGGAGAAUAUCAGUACCAGCAUAAAACUCCUCAGAGAAACGUUUCAAGUUUACAAGUGUAGCUGCAUCUUAAUCUUUGCUUUUAAAUCUAAUGUGUGCAGUAUCAAGACCUAUUCUGAAGACAGAUUUGACACAUGGCAGUAUUUUUAAAGCAAUUCACACAAAUGACUACUGAAAGUUGUGUUGCAUGCGUUGUAACUGCAUGCUUCAGGAUUUUGCAUGUUGAGACUGCAGACCUCAGAUGUGGCCCAUCUGAAUGCUCAUCGUAAUCUGUAGCGACUGAGAGAUAAACUAUGACUCUUCAUGAAACAAUUCUGAGAGUUUAAACAUGAAAUGAGCGAGUGCCUUUAUAACACAUCAGGGCAACUGGGCUUCUGUAACUCUUUUUUUUUUAUCUGUAUCUGUAUGGAAACAUGUUCAGGCAUAGUUCUUGAACAAAAGCAUUUGAAGCAUUUUAUUAAUAUUCACAAAAAAGUCUUGCACUGGCAGCUAAACUAAAUGACUUUAUUGGAGAGCGCUUAUAAACAACAAAAGAUUUUCUUCUGCUUAACAUGUUGAGACUUUUUUAAAUGGACAGACUUUUAAAACGAAUGAGCACCACACACUGUGAAUAACUACUGUGACGGUCUGUUUUUAACUGUAAUGACUGAAUAAUAUACUUUAAUUUAAGGGAUCUGUUCCUUUAUACUGUGGGUUUUUUCUAAAAUCAUUAUUUCAUUUUCAGUAUCUUUGCUGUUUAUGUUAUAAGAGAACUGCCAAAGUUUAGUGAAGUAAAUUACCUUUAACAUCAAAACACAAUGAGAAUUUACAGUUUUAGCAACAUGCCUGAUAUCAUCCAGAAGAAAACAGGCUUUUAAAGAUUCAUAACAGUAGGCUAACUGGUUUGAUGUGGACAUAAUUUCUUAUUGCAUGCAGGUCACAGGUUGAUGUAAAGACUCUCGGCAGCUAUGGAUGUUUAUGCGCAAACCUCUUACUAAGAAACACAAUAUAUUUGAAGGAAUGGAUUGAUUUUCAUGUAUGUAUUUAGUACAGUUUGGUUGACUUUACAAUAUAUAUUUCACUCAAUGGCAUUCAUUUUUAACUUAUCACAGUAACGUUUGCAUCAUCAUGGUUUUGUAUGUGUCUCAGUUUAGACUAUGCACUUGUUAAAUUAUUAAAGAUAAAAGUAUGACUGUUUACCACCUCUGAAUUUCCAUUGUGUUAUUUUUUGUUAGGCCAGAAAUAAAGUUGUCUACACAUUUACAGUGAGGAAAAUAAGUAUUUGAACACCCUGCUAUUU